AUGCAAGCUCAAACGACAAAUGCUGGUAAUGAGCCCAAGCCAAUCGACACCACAGGGCUUUGCCUGUUAUCGCUGGACGGGGGUGGUGUACGGGGCUUGUCGACGCUCUUCAUCUUGAAGACAAUCAUGGACAGAUUAAAUCGUGAACGCUGUGAUGCUAAGCUUCCUUCUGUGAAGCCGUGCGAAGUCUUCGAUCUUAUCGGUGGAACGAGCACAGGCGGGCUUAUCGCCAUCAUGCUGGGUCGUCUUGAAAUGGACGUGGAUGAAUGCAUUUCAGCAUACAUUGAACUCACGAAGGUUAUAUUUGAGGAGAAACUGAAUUUGCUGCCUUUUGGCGGUGCACUAAAAAUGAGGUCCCGAUUCGACUCAGGGAAGCUCAAGGACGCGAUCAUGGAUAUUACCGCUCGUCACGGAGUUAGUGGGACAGAACCCUUCAAUGAUGGGCGCGAGCGUGGAACCAAAGUUUUCGUAUGUGCUACAGCCAAAGAAACAUCUGGGGUGACGCGAAUUCGAAGUUAUAGUUUAGCAGAGGAACCUGACAUACCGGCGACCAUCUGCGAGGCUGCCCUUGCAACAUCAGCCGCGACGAGUUUUUUUACUCCCGUGCUAAUCGGAUCACGCAGAUUUGUAGAUGGUGCGUUGGGUGCGAACAAUCCAGUGGACGAAGUGGAAGGGGAGGCUUCAAAUAUCUGGUGUCCAGACACAGGAGAUUUGAAACCCCUCGUCAAGUGCUUUAUCUCGAUUGGAACAGGCAAUCCCGGCAAACGAGCGAUUGAAGACAAUCUUUUCAAGUUUUUCUCUAAAACGCUUGUGGCAAUUUCCAAAGAGACAGAAGAAACCGAGCGGAAGUUCAUUGCCAGAUGGGCUGGACAUUUCGACCAAAAGCGUUUCUUCCGCUUCAAUGUGGAGCAAGGACUGCAAAAUGUUGGUCUCACUGAAUAUAAGGAACAAGGCCUGAUCGAGGCAGCCACACACGAGUACAUAGCACACCAGAAUCAAAGAUUCCGGGUGCGAGACUGCGUACAAAAUUUGAGGCAGAAGCAAUAUGCCACCGAGAUCCGGUUCGGCAAGGUCAUUCGCGAAUAUGAACACUUGAUAUUGCUAAAAACAUACAGCCCUGGUGUCUUUAGAAACAUUCCUUUCCCGAGGAACCAAGGUUUUGUUGGCCGGGAUGAACAGCUUGAUAAGCUUGAAGAGAUGCUUUUCUCACCUAGCCGCCAACACAAGGUUGCCAUCACCGGCCUUGGCGGUGUUGGCAAAACACAGGUUGCACUCGAAAUUGCUUAUCGAAUGCAGGAGACGCGACCAGAAUGUUCGAUUUUCUGGAUCCCGGCCACGAACUUGGAAGCUCUCGAACAAGCAUGUUUGAAGAUUGCCGAACAGCUAGCAUUGCCAGGACUUGAGGAGGAGCGAGCUGACGCCAGAAAACUCCUCAAAGACUACCUAUGCGACGGUAACGCUGGCCAAUGGUUGCUCAUAUUCGAUAACGCGGAUGACAUAAGCAUGUGGUUUGGGCAGGCAGAAGCCAACACUGACACUGAGCCAUGCAGCCUGAGCGAAUAUAUUCCAUGGAGCAAAACAGGUACUGUGCUCUUCACUACACGUUUCGGGAAAAUCGCGGCAAAGCUCGCAAAGCAAAAUGUGAUUGAAAUUCCAGCAAUGGACGAGGCACAAGCGACAAAGCUUCUCUCCGAACGCUUGGGCGAUAAGUCUCUUCUACACCAAAAAGAGGAAGUUGUGCUCCUUCUUAAGGAGCUUGUCUACUUACCUUUGGCGAUUGUGCAGGCUGCUUCUUAUAUGAAUGAGAACUGUGUGAGUUCCAUUGCGGACUAUCGAUCGCUGUUGUCAGGACAGGAGGACGGGGUAAUUGAUCUUUUGAGCGAAGGUUUUGAGGACGACUGGCGAACACAUCACAAUACAAACCCGGUGGCCACAACAUGGCUUAUUUCCUUCGAGCAAAUCCAACGGACUCAACCUUUUGCUGCUGAUAUACUGUGCUUCAUGGCUUCUAUAGAGCCAGCAGAUAUCCCGCAGUCUAUUCUACCGCCAGCACCAACACGUAAAGCAUGGACAGAAGCGAUCGGGACGCUGAGAGGGUAUGCCUUUGUGAGCAGACGGUCCGCUGCUCAGUCUUUCGACCUCCACCGACUUGUUCACCUUGCGACGCGUAACUGGUUGAGAAAGAAUGCAACUCUGUCAAAAUGGACAAUCACGGCACUGACUAGACUGGAAGCGAUAUUUCCCAGUGAUGAGCAUACGAACAGAGACAUAUGGAACGAAUAUCUACCGCAUGUGAUAAGCCUUCUAGAAAGGGAAGAAGUCAAAAACGCGAAAGUCGAAAUUGAAAGUACGAGGUACGACCUAAUUUUCAAACUUUCAAUGUGCCUUUUACUGGAUGGCCGGGUGACGGAGGCCGUCCGUUAUCUUGAAGAACAUUAUGAUUGGCACAAGAGACAAUUUGAUGAGUCGCACCCCUCUCGAUUGGUGUCUCAGCAUGAGCUCGCCGGUGCAUAUCAAGCAAAUGGACAGAUCGCUCAGGCAGUGGAUCUACUUGAGCAUGUGGUUAUGGUAGAGGGGAAAACUCUUGCCGAAGAGGACCCUGAUCGACUGGCAUCUCAGCAUGCACUUGGGCGUGCUUAUCAAGCAAAUGGGCAGAUUGCGCUGGCAGUGGACCUACUUAAGCAUGUGGUUAAAGUAAAAGAAAGAACUUUUACUAAAGAGCACCCCUCUCAGCUAGCAUCCCUACUAGCAUCUCAACAUGCACUCGCGCAUGCAUAUAGAGCUAAUGGGCAGAUCACCCAGGCAGUGGAGCUACUUGAGCAUGUGGUUGCAAUGCGUGAUAGAACUCUUGCUGAAGAACACCCUGAUCGACUGACCUCUCAGCAUGAGCUUGCUAGUGCAUAUCAAGCUAAUGGGCAGAUUACGCAGGCAGUGGAGCUACUUGAGCAUGUCGUCAUGGUAGAGGGGAGAACCCUUGCCAAAGAGCACCCUGAUCGACUGGCAUCUCAGUGUGCACUUGCUAGUGCAUAUGAAGAAAAUGGGCAGACCACGCAGGCAGUGGAACUGCUUGAGCAUGUGGUUGCAAUGCAGGAUUGGACGACCCUUGCUGAGGAACACCCAUCCCGACUGGGAUUUCAGUAUGCACUUGCGCGUGCAUAUCGAGCAAACGGGCAAACCACGCAGGCAGUGGAGCUACUUGAGCAUGUGGUUAUGGUAGAGGGGAGAACCCUUGCUGAAGAGCACCCCUCUCGACUAGCAUCUCAGCAUGAGCUUGCUAUUGCAUAUCAAGCUACAGGGCAGAUCACGCAAGCUAUGGAGCUUCUUGAGCAUGUGGUUAUGGUAGAGGGAAGAACCCUUGCUGAAGAGCACCCAUCUCGACUAGCAUCUCAGCAUGCACUUGCUACUGUGUAUCAAGCCAAUGGGCAGAUCAAACAGGCAGUAGAGCUACUCGAGUAUGUGGUUAUGGUAGAGGGAAGAACCCUUGCUGAAGAGCACCCCUCUCUACUAGCAUCCGAGCAUGCACUUGCUAGUGCAUAUCAAGCCAAUGGGCAGAUCAACCAGGCAGUAGAGCUACUUGAGCAUGUGGUUAUGGUAGAGGGGAGAACCCUUGCUGAAGAGCACCCCUCUCGAGUGGCCUCGCAGCGCGCACUCACAGAGCUGCUCCUGCAAGUGUCUCCGCGGUCGGCUACAUCUAACUCUCUUUUCGGACUUUCAACCACUUUCAGCCGUCUAUACAUUGGCAGUCUUUCGACUUUUUGGCGCGUUGUGCGGUAUGUUUUUGGCCCAGGAUAG
This is a messenger RNA of Aspergillus lentulus, 3792 nucleotides long. The record is from RefSeq and is a predicted model, not a curated record. Lineage: Eukaryota; Fungi; Ascomycota; Eurotiomycetes; Eurotiales; Aspergillaceae.